Messenger RNA from Clunio marinus, 225 nucleotides. Lineage: Eukaryota; Metazoa; Arthropoda; Insecta; Diptera; Chironomidae. The record is from the annotation of a GenBank genome assembly.
AUGUUUUAUGAAAAAGCGAGGACAUUCUCAUCCGAACCGGAAGAAAGUGAGAAAGCAAAUGGGAUGGGGAGGCAUGGGCAAGAAAAAGAAGAAAUGAAAAGAAAAGAAGAGGCGAGUGUUCUGUUCACAAAUAUUUACCCAACAGCUCAGCAUUGUUUCGCAGUGUCUGAUAAAAUUUCCUCGCUUUAUGUAUCGAAAACCGACAACGAGGCCGAAAAAGCUUGA